Mya arenaria is the source of this 2184-nucleotide messenger RNA. RefSeq lists its product as uncharacterized. The record is from RefSeq and is a predicted model, not a curated record. Gene Ontology annotation, molecular function: zinc ion binding; ubiquitin-protein transferase activity; protein binding. The transcript is spliced from 2 exons. NCBI's taxonomy places the organism in Eukaryota, Metazoa, Mollusca, Bivalvia, Myida, Myidae. Gene Ontology annotation, biological process: positive regulation of DNA-templated transcription. The coding region runs from base 212 to 1918 and encodes 568 amino acids. Gene Ontology annotation, cellular component: nucleoplasm; chromatin.
UUUACUUCCUAGUAGCCAAGGUUGCAUGGGAUAUACAUUAGAAUGUGCUCAAUGGACAAAGAGACCAUUACACGCUGUAAAAUUUUGAACAAAAAUUUGAAAUGUUGAAAAUAUUCUAACACUUGAAGGGAAAAUUUAUAAAGUGGAAUAAUAAUUUAUUGAAAUAGAAGGGCUACAAAGCGCAGGACAUAAUUAAAAGACUCAGUGUUAAAUGGCCUCUGAUGAGAUGCAUGAUUUUUCCUGCUCUGUGUGUAAGGAUGACAAUCUGUACACGGAGGCCAAGUAUUUCUGUGGAAACUGCUUCAAAUAUUUCUGCGACAAGUGCCUGACAUUGCAUGCAAAAGACCGCAAAGAGCAUAUUGUGUUGGGUCAUAAGGACGUGGACAAGUGGGUGGGGCAGGGAGACGCCCUGUUAACCUGUGACCUUCACCCUUCAAAGGUAUUGGAGCUGCUUUGUGAAGACCACGCUGAGCUGUGUUGUAGUCUCUGCGUAUCACUUAAACACAGACUGUGCCGAAGUAUCAGUUUGAUAGCGGACUUAGCCAAUGGCAUACACAAGAUGGCAGACUUCAAGCAGCUUCCUGCCAAAGUAACCAAGGUAUUGGCAAGCCUUAACAAAGUGGGUGAGGCCAGAAAGAAGAACCAGAACUCGCUGAAGGCUUCGGGGAAGUCCAUCCUGACAAAGAUUAAGGACCUAAGGAAGAAACUGAACCAGCUGCUAGAUGAGAUUGAGAAGAAGACAGUGGAAGCGAUGGCCAGUGUCCUGGCUGACCUGAAUGGGUCAAUACAGAAGGAUAUUGACCAGUGUGACCACCUACAUGACAAGCUAACGGCCUUACUGGACAAAAUACAAGCCCGGGGUGAAGACAGCGAGUCCAGUUCCUACAUUGGCUACAGAAAAUGCCAGGACAAGAUUGCAGAAGUCAACAGCCUGUUCAAACAAAUGUCCACCAGACCAGAGGCGACCAUCACAUUCCAGUCUGACAAACACGCUGAACAACUGCUGUCUGAACUGAAGACACUGGGAUACAUCCAGGGGUAUCCUAGCACUCAGUUUCUAAAUAAACCUACUGGCGUGCCAUCACCUAGAGAGAUCAAAAAGUCCUCUGAAAUAUCUAAAACUUUUAAGGUAGAAGGGACAAAAACGUUCAGUAUUAAAUUGUACACAGAUAAAAAGCCCUGUAGUAUUACCGGUGUUACAGAACUUCCAGGUGGAGAGAUUGUUCUUGUAGACAAUGACAAUUGUGAAGUAAAGGUGCUAAACAACAUGUAUAAAGUCAUAGCCCACUGUGAUCUCCCAAAGUAUCCAUGGGACAUUUGCCAGAUCUCAAAUAAUAAAGUGGCUGUAGCAGUAAGUUUUGAAUAUCUUAGAUACGAAGUCCACUUCCUCACGGUGUCCACAGACACAAUCAAGAUGACCAGUAAGUUCUCAGUAAAACAUUACUGUCGCUCAAUUAGGCACCACCAGGAUCAGCUGUAUGUAAGCUCCGGCAAUGCCAUGUACCUCUACACCACAGCUGGCAGGCUGGUUAAAAAGAUACAUGAAGACACAUCUUGGCAAUACACAGUGCGCAGCUUUGCCUUGAGCACAGAUGGAACUAAGAUCUACAUAGUUGAUCACAUCCGCAAUGCCAUCGUCACUAUUGACAACACGGGCAAUACUCCGGCCACAUUGCAAGACACUGACAUUGAUUGGCCCUGUUAUGCACAGGUGAGUGAGUGUGGACAUGUGUUUGUGUGCUCAUUUGACUCCGACACUGUGUUGCAGAUUGACCCAGAAGGCAACAAGAAGCUUGCCACACUGGUCAGGGAGAAAGAUGGCAUCCAAGGUCCACGUGUAGGCUGGUACAGCACCCGCACUAGUAGGCUUAUUGUGGGUGGAAAUCAGGAUCAUAUUCUUGUGGCAAAACUCCAGUAGUUCGACAAAGGAAAAUAAUGUAGAACUUAACUGGAGAAGUAAACAUGGAAAAUGGUGAAUGAAAACAUUUAAAAACUCAAUAUAUAAAACACAUUUACUCACAUACCACUUUUUCUAUAUGUUAACUGUUCUGUUAAGAUUGCAUAAUUUACCAGUUUAAUCAUGAAACAUUUUAAUGUACAUGUACAUAUAUGCUCAGAAAAAAAUGUUAACUUAUUACAAAAUAAUCGUUACUUAAAUAUGCUUUGUAUAAUAUUUUUGAAAAA